Fusarium proliferatum ET1 is the source of this 291-nucleotide messenger RNA. RefSeq lists its product as uncharacterized. Gene Ontology annotation, molecular function: transmembrane transporter activity. Gene Ontology annotation, biological process: transmembrane transport. The transcript is spliced from 2 exons. Bases 1 to 291 code for a protein of 96 amino acids. NCBI's taxonomy places the organism in Eukaryota, Fungi, Ascomycota, Sordariomycetes, Hypocreales, Nectriaceae. Gene Ontology annotation, cellular component: membrane. The record is from RefSeq and is a predicted model, not a curated record.
AUGAUGAGGAGGCAAAUAUCCGCCACUAUUUCGGCUACCCUGGUUGCGUUCCCCUUGGGUGUUCUCUCAGAUCGAAUCGGCCGACUUCCUGUACUGGUUGCAAGUAUCUUCCGCAUGAUACUCUCAGAGUCAUACGCCAUGCUCGUGUGCUGGAAAUCAGACAUGAUCCCACUCGAAGCAAUUUGGUGUGUCGGUGUCGCACUUCUCUUUGGUGGAGGUCGAAGCGUUGCUGAGGCCAUGGUAUUUGCUAUCAUUGCGGACACGGUACCCGAAUCCAAGAGGCAAGCUUGA